AUGUUCAAAGUCAAAUUACACGAGCUCCAUCCUACCACCACAACAAUGUCAACACUCAGAGUAGCUUAUAUUCCAGAACACUUCUCAACACCAUUGUUCUUCGCCCAACAACAGGGCUAUUACGCAAAACAUAACUUGUCAAUUGAGUUUGUCAAAGUUCCCGAAGGUAGUGGUCGAUUGAUCAAUCUCCUAAACAACAACGACGUCGAUAUAGCUAUUGGUUUAACUGAAGCAUUCGUGGCUGAUAUAGCCAAGGGUAACGAUAAGAUCAGGCUACUUGACACGUAUGUGCAAUCACCACUUUUGUGGGCCGUUAGUACUGGGUCCAAUCGCGAUGAAAUUACCAAUGUACAAGAUUUGGCCAAAUUUGGUAAAAUUGGUGUAUCUCGUAUCGGAAGUGGAUCGUAUAUUAUGAGUUUUGUAUUGGCUCAUCAAUUAGGAUUUGGCAAAUUUAAUGAGUUUGCCAUUUGUUCUAAUUUCAAGAAUCUUCGUGACUCAGUGAAUAAAGUGGAACCUGAUGGCGACACUGCUGGUUAUGAGGUGAGUGAUGCGUUUAUGUGGGAGUAUUUCACAAGUAAGAAAUAUUACGAUGCAAAAGAGAUUAAACAAAUUGGAGAAAUUUAUACACCUUGGCCAUCGUGGGUCAUUACUGCAUCGUCAAAAGCUGCGGCUGAUAAACAACAAGAUAUCCACAAUUUCGUCUCAUCGGUCAAUCAAGGUAUUGAGUACUUUAACCACCACAUUGAUGAAGCAGUUGAUUACAUUGCAUCCAACUUGGACUAUUCUGCUGAAGAUGCUCGUCAAUGGACAAAGACGGUACAGUUUAAUGACAAAGUAGGUCAAACUCCAUUAGAUUGGGACAAGAUUGUCGUCAAGACUACUAAUGUAUUGAAAGAUGCAAACGUUUUACAAGAUGGCGAUGACGUUAUAACCAAGAGAUUGGAUGAACAUGUGUACAAAACCAACAUUUGA
Molecule: messenger RNA, 972 nt
Organism: Lodderomyces parapsilosis
Lineage: Eukaryota; Fungi; Ascomycota; Pichiomycetes; Serinales; Debaryomycetaceae
Exons: 1
Coding region: 1-972 (323 amino acids)
Source: RefSeq, a predicted model, not a curated record